Messenger RNA from Triplophysa dalaica, 1268 nucleotides. RefSeq names its product outer dense fiber of sperm tails 3-like 2a (gene odf3l2a). The record is from RefSeq and is a predicted model, not a curated record. NCBI's taxonomy places the organism in Eukaryota, Metazoa, Chordata, Actinopteri, Cypriniformes, Nemacheilidae. The transcript is spliced from 4 exons. The coding region runs from base 118 to 879 and encodes 253 amino acids. Gene Ontology annotation, cellular component: cytoskeleton.
UGUUUCUUCGGUGAGUACAAACUGAAACCUCAACCUUUGCUGGACCUCCCCGAAUCCUCCCUGAGUCCUCCCGAUUUUGCUGUUAGCUAUUAGAGCCGGCCGGAAAACACAAGCGUUAUGGGGGAGGUUACGAGACGGCGCCCCAUCAUUGCUGGCAGAGAAAGGGGGCCCGGGCCUGGGCACUAUGCUCUUCCCCCCACUAUCGGUUACAUAAACCAUGACUACACCAAACCCAGCAGCCCGGCCUAUUCCUUCCACAGCCGAAUGAGCAGCAACAUGGUGGCUGUGGACUCCAGUCCGGGUCCUCAGUAUCACAUAGAUGCCAGAAUGACACGCUUUGGAAGAGAUGGCACCCCGUCAUACUCCAUGCUUGGUAGAUUGAAGAAGACAGCUGAGACAUUUCAGACUCCUGGACCAGGAGCCUACUGUCCUGAGAAAGCACCACCUUUAAACUUGCACUACAGACCACCAUCGUACACCAUGGCUCAUCGUACACGCUACCGCACAGUGGAUGCUGUACCCGCCCCCAACCGCUACACUUUACCCAACCUAACUGGCUCUCAUGUCCCUCACAAACCCUCCAGCGCCAGCUUCUCAAUAUCAGCACGCAGGAAAGCAGGUGGUCCAUCAGAGGACCUAUCCAUGACUCCAGGGCCUGGCCGGUACAACAGCACAGAACCUAGUGUUUACCUGAACAGACAGCCAUCUUUCUCCAUUCAAAGCCGUCCGACUAUUCCCACCGAUGUCUCACGAAAGCCCGGCCCAGGAACACACAGCCCUGAGAAGGUGAUGACACACCUGCCUCGUGCACCAUCUUUCUCUCUAGGUAUUCGUCACUCAGAGUUUGUAACCCCAUUGAUUGUUGAUGUAUUAGACUGAAGAAUCUAAUGCAGUGUUUUGUGGACAUUGCUACUGAAAAUAGCAAGAUUUGGGUGUGUACAUGUCAAUAAAUGAUAUUAAAGGGCCCAUGUGGCACAAACACGUGUUUUUAUUUGUCUUUGGUGUGUUAUAAGUUGCCCAUUCAUGUAUUAGACACGUAAGAGUGCGUACAUUAAAGUGCAGGAACAAAAGGUGCCUUCUAUCUAAAAAUGAAUGCUCACCCAGACCUGCCUGAAACGCCUCGUGUAACCACACACCCACAAAUAUACGUCAGUUUGUGGUAUGAUUUGACUAAGACCGAACAAAUGUAUACGCAAGUAAGGUGGGCGCACCUGUCAGUACACUUGCUUUGGUACCUGAUGUUCCAAAAAUGGUAAGAGGCGUUAAAU